AUGCAGUCAUCUUCGGUGAAAGAGUAAGUUCCUUAAAAGAAAAACCGAAAUAUUUUCACAAAACGACUUUCAGAAUGCGACUCGUAUUUUUCAUUAUGCAUCAUUACUAGUGAUGAUAUGAAACGACGCCGUGGAGUGUCCUAUGUAAUUUAUAUUUGGUAAUCCGUUCGAGUUUCAAUAUUUCGAAUACUUUUUUCAGACAGGAGUAUGGAGCGAUCGCAAAAAUUUGAAAAUCUGUGUGGGGAUCGCUCUGGAAAUCUCGAUUAUAGGUAAUUCAAAGAUGGGUUGAAUUAGCCGAACAAAUUAUUUUCAAAAUUCAAUUUUCAUUGUUGGUUAAAAUGGCAAGAAAUCUAUUAAUUCUCUUUUUUGAGCUACGAACGUUGCUCAAUUGAACCAAAAUUCACCAAAAAGAGCGAAAAACGUCAAAUUUCCAAAUUUUUAAAUCCACUUUUUUUGUUGAUUUCAAUAAAAUCAAAGAAAAAAAUUUUUUUAUUCGAUAUAAAAAAAGAAUUUCAUGAACCUUGUAUUUGAGCUUGACCACGUGGUUUUUCAACGUUAAGCCUUCCGCUCUUCUUUUUUUUCUCUUUGUCUGAACCUUCUCAAUUCGAUUGAUAAGACGUUCCUUUCUUCCCGAAUACAUCACUGCAUAAUGAAAAUACUUGAAAAAGAUCUCCAAGCAUAGAAUUAAACGAUUUUUCCAGUAUAAAUCCAAUAAUCUUUCCCUUUUCCGAACAUUAAUCGGCCGAGUUGUAGGAAGGAGGUCAAAAAUAAUCAGAAUCUCUCAAAAAAUUUUUCUGUCCUCGUUUUUUGGAACACUUGGAUACUUUGAUUUCAUCCUUAAAAUGAUCACUUGAAGAAGAAACUAUGGUGGUCACAGACUUUAUGCUAAAACAAUCAAUUCGAUUUUUUUUUUUUGAAAACCAAAGAUCGUUUCAAACCCACGUGAAAUUUGGUCGAUAACGAUCUCUUCAAAAAAAAGGGCGAAGUCACGGCAAACAAAUUUGAGUCAUCUUUUGGUUAUUUUCUAUGAUUUUGUUUGUCUGAGAAGGACUAGAAUAAAAUGAUAGCAAAAAAUUGUUCCUUGUUGGAAAAUGAUAAGCUUUGAAGUGUCGAAACGGUAUUUGAAGAUUUUGAAGAAAUCGCGCGAGCUUUGGAUUUGCAGGGAAUUUCAAUCUUCAUUAAAGUGUUAUGAGAUAUAGUUGGCUGUAAAAAAAUUAUAGAAAAAUUUUAAAUUCCAAAUAUGAAUGAAAAAAAUAAAUAAAUAAAUUUUUGAAGCUUUUCUUUCAAGCUCAUACAUUUUAAUAAACCGCCAAGAAUCCAUGACAAAAUAUCACGGAACUUAAGUUUUCUAGGAGGAGUUGACAGAACUUUCGAUCAAAAGUAAGCCCAUAAUUCCUUCCUACUUGAAAGAAAGAAAUUAGGCGGUUUAAGGAAAGGAAGAAGAUUACAAUACUCGAGUGGGCGGAGCUUCCCGUGUAACCGAAAUAAGUCCGUGCGGUUUCUUCCGCUCUCUUUCUCUCUUGUUUCAACUUCUUGGAACCUGAUUCAGGUCAAUCAGGUUUUCCUUCCUUUCGCAAUCCUCAAAAAAGAGAGAAAUAAAGAAAAGGGCGAUUUCGAAAGAUCGAACUACAAAAAUAAGUCAUUCCUUCCUGUUUUCGUUUGGAGAGAUCGCAAUAACCUUUGCUGAUAGUAGCCUUUCGACUUUUUGUUGACGGAAAGGAAGCAAACGGGGCUGGAACUCGUAUAAAUACAGACCCCGAGGAGGUCCCAAGACAGGCCAAUCGGCAGUGCUAUCUUGGCUUUUUCUCGGGCUUUUUACUCGUCUCAAGACUUUUUUAUUUUCAUUUAGCUCACCUUUUUCGUGAAAAGCUCAACUUUAGGCAAAAAAUUCUUGUCUUGAAACUCAGAAACAAAAGCAACCUUUGGGCCUAUAGCUGUAGAAAGUCUGCAAUUUCUACUCAUAUCACGCUUCUACGGAAAAUUCGUCAUUCAGCGCUGUCUUUUGAAGUUUACUCCUCAUAGAAGAUCCGCAGAAAAUUUAUUCGCUUCAAUUUCGAGCUACGAGACUUCCUAAGAGAUUUUAUGAAAAAGCCAAGAACUUGCGAAGGCUUUUUUGAGAGUACACAUUUUCCUAUAGUAUUAAAAAUUCCACCUGCUUCUUUUGUAAAUUUUUAAGUCUAGUUGCUUUUCAAUGUCGAGUAGCAUAGAAUUUUCAAAAGAUAUGGUUUUUCUAUUGAGAUGUUGCUGCAAGGUCCGUAAAUUUCUUUUUGCUUCAAAUUAAAUCCAUUUUUUGGUCUUUCACUUGCCUGGCUCACUGCCAAAAGCUUGAAAAGUGGCCGUUCUUUGGAUUUUCGCAGUGACCGGAGCAAUAAGAUGCGCUCGGUCAGAAUAAAUAUCUCUGACCACCUGCUUUUACCCACGAAAGUGAACAGCUCAGUUUCUCUGGCGCUCUCUCGUUCCCAGCGUAGAUCGAGAGCAAAAAAAUCUAUAGCUACGCGUAGUAGUUCUGUUCCGCCUCCUUCCCGUUUCAAUUCUUCCCGUUCCAUUCACUUUUGUGCUUUUCUUCGAAUCGGAAUCGAGCCAUGGAGCCUUCAGAAAUGCUCUCCAACGACAACAGUACGUUCCUGUUCACCUCAGAGUCCGUUUCGGAGGGACAUCCGGAUAAGAUGUGCGAUCAGGUUCGUUUUUCCAUCGUUGCUUCGGAAAAUUCAGGUCUUCCGGUACAUAAUUGUUUUUAAUGGACAUCAGACCUUAAUUCUGAUGAUAAGAAACUUCAUUCGAACUUGAUCUAAUACUGAGAGAUGUAGGAUGAUCUCACUUGAAUAAACAGUGAACUUUGAAGUUUUCCACCUCAAAAUGGACAGUUUCACUACACAUUACAUGAAAUUUGAUUGAAAAAAACCUGGAAAACCAUUGAAUUCCGAUUUAAAGAUCUCCGACGCGAUUCUCGACGCCUUCAUUGCCCAAGAUCCUCAUGCCAAAGUCGCUUGUGGUAAUUCAGGAAUUCCGAAAAGGAAAAACGAAUUUCAUUCUUCAGAAACGGCCACCAAGACGGGAAUGAUCAUGCUCUUCGGAGAAAUCAACUCGAGAGCCAACGUCGACUAUCAAACUGUCGUCCGGAACGUCGUCAAGAAAAUUGGAUACGACGAUUCGAGCAAAGGUGAGGAAUUUUUCGGAAGGGAAGGGAGAUUGGGAACAGUUUUCUGGAGGUCUUCUGAAAGGAAAUUUUAGAACUUUAUUCGAGAGAAGACCUCGCAACAGCAGAAAUUACUCGUAGAGAGCUAAGAAACGGUUCAGAAUUUCUCAAAAAAUGGUCUUCUAAAGGCUUAAAGGAAUGAAUAAUGCUCAAAAUGUGCCGAAAAAUGUUCCGAAAUGGUUGCAAGAAGCUCAAAAAACUUCUUGCAACCAUUUCGGAACAUUUUCUUUCCCACGAAAAAAACGAUAGUUUUUCCUGUUUCGCUCAGAACUAGUCGAUCUGAAGAAACUUUUGAAAGUCCUUUUUUUCGGAUCAUAAGUUCAAACAGAGAGAAGAAAAAACGGAUGGGAAUGCUUUUUUUUCCAUAGAAACGAACGGCAAACAAAAAAAAAAGAUAUUUUUUCCCAUCUGAGCACACAAAUGUCUCUGGCCUAACAUGAGGAAAUCUGAUGCAAUCUCGAAAGAAUGUUUUUUUUUUUGUUUUGCUCCAGUCAUAAGUUCAAACAAAGUCUAGGAUGGAAAAUAAAGGGAUAGGAGACUUAGGAAGACUAGAACCAGGGACCUUGCAGCUCAUAGGGAAAGGGUCUGAAGUUGAGCCAUGAAGUCAAUGAAUUAUUACUUGUUGAGAGGUAAUUUUUAUUCGCUUCGAAAUUAACAAAUAAGUUUGAACCAGUGUCCUUAAAGACGUUAGGGAAGAUUCUUCCCAGCUGAGCCACGUUCGAUAUAGAUAAAUAUUUAUAGAAAUGUUAACCUUGCACAAUAUCUACCGCAUAAACCUUAGAAAGAGUUGAACCAGCGACCUCUCACACGUGUCAGAAGUUAGGUAUGAGUCUUACCAAUCGAGGAUGUACGUUAACGCAAACCUUGAAAUGACUUGCCAAUAUAAGGUUUGACUUCAAAAAAUUCUGGAGGGUUCAAAUCAGAACUUUGGACGUUGAAAAAGCCUUACCAACCAAACCACGUCAUAACUAAAGAAAGUCUGCAGGAUUCGACUACAAGACGUGCAGUGUGAUGGUGUCGCUGGAACAGCAGUCGCCUGAAAUCGCGGCCGGAGUCCACGAGCAGAAGUCGGACGACGACGUCGGGGCCGGAGACCAGGGUCUGAUGUUCGGCUACGCGACCGACGAGACCGAGGAGGCGAUUCCUCUGACCCUGCAAAUCUCCCAUCAACUCAACGCCAAGCUGCACGAGCUCCGCAGGAAUGGCAAGCUCGCAUGGGCUCGCCCCGACUCCAAGACUCAGGUAAGCACUAUUCUUGAAGCCGAAAUUAUGAAAAUGAAGCCAUCUCAUCUUUAGAUGAGCUGGUGCGCUUCUGAAUAUGUGAUAAAACUAAAUAUAAUCCUUUUCUAGCUUGGCUCUAGAACGUCUAUUGACGAUCAGAGAGCAAAUAAAUGAUCGAAAUACCUUGAUCGAAAAUAUACGCAUGAUUAUUUUCAGGUGACGGUGGAGUACAAGUUCGAGAACGGCGCGUGUGUUCCGAAACGCGUCCACACGAUCGUCAUCUCGACGCAGCACUCGCCCGACGUCACCCUGGAAGACGUGCGGAAGGACCUCGUCGAGAAGGUUGUCAAGGCGGUCGUCCCGGCGAAUCUCCUCGACGCCAACACCGUCUACCACCUCAACCCCUGCGGAUCUUUCAUCGUCGGCGGUCCGAUGGGCGACGCCGGCUUGACCGGCAGGAAGAUCAUCGUCGACACGUACGGCGGCUGGGGAGCCCACGGCGGCGGCGCCUUCUCCGGAAAGGACCCGACCAAGGUGGACCGAUCUGCAGCCUACGCCGCCAGAUGGGUCGCCAAGUCCCUGGUCAAGGCCGGGAUCUGUCGUCGGUGCCUCGUCCAAGUCGCCUACGCGAUCGGCGUCUCUCGGCCUCUGUCCAUCCUUGUCUUCUCCUUCGGCACGUCUUCUCUCAACGAACAGGAGCUUCUCCAGAUCGUCAACGACAACUUCGAUCUCCGUCCCGGCAAGAUCAUCAAGUGAGUUGAGAAGAAGAGUUGAGACUAGCUGGUCAGAAAUAACUUGAAAAAAAUAAUUUUUCUUUUCGGAAAUGUAUGGUUGAGAAAAGAAAUUCAGAAAAAAACACUCGAAUUUGACCUUUCACAAAUUUUUGAAGGAAUUUUAAUUUUUCUCACAAUUUUUUUCUAUGAAAAAAAGGUUGUAACUUGCAAGUUUUUUUAAAAAAGUUACUUUCAUAACCUCGAAAUUAAACUUUCAAAUUGAGGGAGCUCGACCUGAAACGACCAAUCUACGAGCAAACGGCCGAAAAUGGUCACUUUGGCCACAAGAAAUUCCCGUGGGAGCAGCCGAAAUCAUUGAAAAUCGCUCCAGAAAUCCUGGCAAAGGCCAAAAACGGGCCGAAAAACUGUGGCGUGGGCUCCAUGGCUCAGUAG
Messenger RNA from Caenorhabditis auriculariae, 5583 nucleotides. NCBI's taxonomy places the organism in Eukaryota, Metazoa, Nematoda, Chromadorea, Rhabditida, Rhabditidae. The record is from the annotation of a GenBank genome assembly.